CAGAACUCUGUAUAUCUCAAUAUUUUUGAGUUCUAAAAACAAUAAAUAGCGCUACCAUCGUUAAUCACAAUUUCCUAAAAUGUCGCUGUCACAAAAACGUCAAAAGAAAUAAAAUUCUCCUAUCCUUUGGGAAAUGUCCCAUUAUCAUCCAAACAAAGAGAAAUACAAAAAACAACUCAACAUGUAAGCAUGAUAAUAAAAAAAGAUGUCAAAAACAAUUGUCGGUACAGUGCGAAUAAAACAAUCAUGUAUACAAUUGUUGAGAGAAAAUUUGGACAGAAUUUCGGUCUUGUUUUCUGCUAUAUUAAGUGAAAAGUGUUUUUCGCAGGACAAAUCUAGUGAUCAGACUGUUUUCGAAGUAUUAAUUAACGCACCAGACAAUUCAGAGAGGAGUUUAAGUCCGGAUUUCGUAACUAGGCUGCAGAAAUAUGUAGACGAAAUCUGCGUUGAAGGAUGCGCGGGAGCAGUGGCCGGGGAAGAUUCAAGUUACGAUUCGGACUACGAAGCUGAUACUCCAUCUUCCGUACCGGCCAGGCACCAGGAUGUCUCUCGAACGACCAGCGAUACUCUCGCUGCCGAAUACGCCGAAUAUGUUCAAUCUACGCCAGAAGUAUCUGCUGGAUAUACAGCCAGGGUAGAGUUUGCUUUAAAACUAGGCUACACCGAAAAACUCGUACAAGCUGCACUGCAAAAAUUGGGUCCUUCGCCUACUCAGAAUGAACUUCUGGCAGAGUUGAUAAAAUUGGGAGCUCAAAGAGGCAGUUCCUGCGAUAGCAGUCCAUCAGAAAGUACCUUGGAUAUGACGUCUUUCAAUAUAGAUGCCAUCGAAGGACCGCAGUCGUUACGUCCUAUAGUUAUAGAUGGAAGUAAUGUGGCCAUGAGCCACGGCAAUAAAGAAAUUUUCUCCUGCCGCGGAAUUAGAAUUUGCGUCGAUUGGUUUAAAGCUCGAGGACACAAAGAUAUUACGGUGUUUGUUCCAAAAUGGCGCAAAGAAUCGCCACGACCGGAUAAUCUGAUUCGGGAUCAAGAUAUUUUAGCUGAAUUAGAAAAAGAGAGGCUGUUAGUGUUUACUCCUUCGCGAUUAGUAGGUGGCAAGAGGAUGAUCUGUUACGACGAUAGGUACAUUUUGAAAUUAGCAGCCCAAACGGAUGGCAUAGUUGUCAGUAAUGAUAACUACAGAGACUUGUGUCAGGAGAAUGCUGAAUUCCGUAAAGUAGUAGAAGAACGAAUCCUUAUGUUCUCAUUCGUCAGUGAUCAUUUCAUGCCACCCGAUGAUCCAUUGGGUCGAUCCGGUCCCACGCUGGAUAACUUCCUUAAGUAUCAACCAAAGAAAGGAGAUCCUCCACCGCCCUGUCCUUACGCGAAGAAGUGCACCUAUGGAAACAAAUGCAAAUAUCAUCAUCCAGAAAGGGGACCUUUGCCUCACAAGAGCGUUACUGAGAGGUUGUCUGAGCAUGCCCAAAGACAUCUACAGGCAAGAGAAGGUGAUAUUCGUAAAACUCCUCUAGGCCGAACUCGGUCUAACAUACCACCUCCCAAAGAACCUCAACAUACUGUAGUUUCCAAAAGUCGUAGUGUCGAUAAUGUAGGUACUUCAUAUAUUCAGCAGCCACCUCUUCAGGAGAACCUUCACAAGAAACUUCAACGUCAGUUAACCUUAAAUCCUAGUGCAGAUCCAGGAUUAAACAUGAGGUAUUCAGGACCGCCACACGGACAACAAGGCGGUGGUCAAAUAACGCUAACAACGGGUCCACCCACUCCACCUUACAUAAAUCCACCUCUUGGCUGGGACGUGCAUCAUCAACAUGUAACUAGAAUUGCUUCUGCGCCUGAUUCGUACAGGCCGUGGCCACCACAGCAGCAUCCUCAGCAUAGACAUAUGCAGAGAAUAUCGAGUUGUUCAGACACCCAACUUAACGUUUGGCCUACCGGUUGGUCGCAAGGUAGCUCCCACCACAUGUCAAGCUCUACCGUCCAGGAAGAUACUCGUAGAAAGUUACACUAUCAUCUGGCAGCGAUCUUUCCUGAAGAGCAAGUGACACAAGCCAUGCAAAUGUAUCCAGACGAGACGAACCCCCAGAAAAUUUGCGCGGCUAUAUUGUCGAUGUUUCCAAAAUCGUAGGAGGUAUAAGUACAUUGAUGAUUUCUAAGACUUGAAAUCGAGAAAGAAUGCAUAUAUUUAAUUUUUGAAUCAAUGAGUGAGAAUUGUUUUUUGUUCUCUUAAUUUUUAAACAAUUGAUUCUUAUUCUGAGAAAUAUUAGCAUUAUUGAUUCACAAGCCUCGGGUCAGGGCGAAAAUACCCUAUUUUAAUAUAUUUUUGACUAACGAGGCGAAACUCAUUUAUAUGGACUGAAAAAACAAUUAUAUACUAUUAUGAUUUUACUAGUGUAUAUCCUAAAUACCCUUUUCUAUUAUAAAUAUACCUUUUUUCUCAUUUUAUUGUAGAAAUAUCUUUAAUUUUUGUAAUUUUAAUUAUUCAAUUGAUAGCUCUAGAAAUUUCUUUAUUAAAUUGUUAUCGUUUAUUUAGGCUGCUUUAAAAGAGAAUAAUUUAGACAUUUUAGAUUUUGUUAUUUAGUAUCUAGUGUUUGAUUUGAAAUGAAAAUUAUUUAUAGUCCAUUAUGCUUUUUAAAUGAAGGCAAAGAACUGCUAUAUGUAGCGACACUUAACAAUGAACAUACAUACAUUAUUGUCUUGAGCAAAUUGUAUUUAUAAUUAAUUUUUGAAUGUAGAAAUUAUAAAUACAAACCUGCAUAGUUUGUAUUCAUAUUUUAUUAAUUUUAACAUAAACGAAACAUUUAAUCAAUAUUAAACAGUAUUAGGAUGAUUAAAUAGUUUACCACUGACAUCAACACAUUCUAAAGUGUUUUUAAUACAAGAACUGUGAUAAGUGAGAGUGAGAGUAUUACAAAAUUUCCUAGAGGGAAAACUUGAGAACACACUUGGGCCUAUUAUCAGCUUGACAAUAACGCUAGAAGAAACAAAACUAGCUGUUCUGUUUGCGGCAAAGCUCAAACAUUUUUAUUUACAAGUUGACAGAAAUAAAGAAAUCUAGUUCAGAUAAAACAUUUUUUCUUAUUCGUUCCGUCCUAAAUUUGGCACAAAGGAAUGCUUAUGGAAUCACCUAUCGUCUGACUAGCACAGGCAGUCGUUACUGUAAAAUUACUUUUAUCUUUGGGUUCAGUUUUGGGGGGUUAAAUUGGAAGUUAUAAUAAACAUGUAUGUAAUAAUAUUCGGCACUUUUAAGCUGGUUCCAUAUUUGGACCCUUAAGUCUAAGUAAACUACAAGUCGAUCAGACUUUCGUUCUAGAAUUAUCUUGCCGGUGAACAUAUGCACAGACUUACAGACAUUUUUUUGCUUUUAUGAUCGGAAACGUGGAGAAAAGUGGGAGUAAAAAAAUUUUUCAUCGGCAUGUAUGCAAUACUGAUGACCCUUGGUAAAGCAGAACUCAUUAAUUUGUAAAUUUAACAGCACCAAAUCUGUCUGAAAAAGCAUAAAAAUAUAACAAUACUCUCGUUACAAAUAAACACCUUAAACAGAACUUGUCAGUUAAAAUAAAAAUGUGUCUGUUCUUUGCCUUCGUAUUUUAACAUAGAUACAGUAUUUCCAAUUAAGCAACUCUUAAAAAGAAAUUCAUUUAGAACAAUUCUUUGAUGCCUCUUAGGAAAUUAUAACUACACCAGUACCAGUAUGAUGUCUCAAUAUACAGUGUUUCAUAGAGUUCUUGUAACCAUUGUUAAAUAUAAUUGAUUUCAAAAUGAUUAUUAUAAACUAUUGAUAUUCAGUUGAUGUACAAAAAAUUAUCUGUUCCUCAAGGCGCCCAGUAUUAUUUCACUUUGGUACAUUUACUUUAGCGAUACUCUGUACAUUAGCUGUGAUAAAAUGAGACAUAUUUCAAACACUUGAAGCUCCAAUUUUUUACCUGUAAUUUUUACUAUAUUUUUAAGCUAAUAGUGAUGAUAAAACAAUUUAAAAUUUGGUAAUCUAGGAAAUUGUGAUAAUUCAAAAUUAAAUUUAACAGUUUCUCUACACUAGCGAGAGCCCCUCAACGAGAUGUGCGUACCAUCUUUUAUGCCGGUCAAGAUAUAGUGUAAGUUUAUUAUUGCUAUCUGUUUGAAUGGUAAACAAACUAUUCAGAUUUGCAUGAACUAAUUGAGGUUAUAGUUAGAAAUAUCUAAUUUAUUAAUUGUAUUAGGAAUGUAAUUACAGUCCAUUCAUUUACUUUACACCAAUAUUCAAUUAAGAGGAAUAAAGCUAGACAUGACUAAAUUAAAAAAAAAUCAGAAAAAGACAAAAUAUUAUAGGUUAAUAAUUAUUUUAGGAAAAUGUUAAAUUCGGCUAGUUCUAAGUCGAAAGUCAGUCAAAAUUAUUAAUAAUCGCCAUUGGUCGAACAGGCAAUUUUUUUUUUUAGGCCAUUUUAGAUCUUUUGAAACACAUUUCAAAAUACUUUUUUGCCCUGGAAAUGCUUCAAAAAAUUUUUUUCACUGCAUUUUGUCCUUCCCUUUUUCUUUUGCUAACAGUACAAUAAGUAAAAUUAAUCUCAUAAUAUUUGGAAAUAUUAUCUUCUAAAAAGUGUAGCUUGCAAACAGCAUCACUUCUAGAAAGUGCUUUAUCAGGCCCAGGAAUGAUAUGAUGCAACUGUUCUAAACGUUUAGGAUCCUAUAAAAAAACAUUUAUAAUGAUAAAAUUAGGAUUUAAAAAAAAUAAAAGUAAUUCUUUAACUAACAUCAAAACUUUGAAAAAAAAAACAUUUUCUUUUCUAGUAAGUUAAAUUUAAUGUAAUUUUUGUUGUUUGUAAGUCGGGAUUUUUGACUGUAUAAUUUUAUAUUGUAGAAAUUUGUAAUAAAAUAAACUAUACUUUGUAAGAUUCGGGUUGUUUACAAUAAAUAUUAUAUUAAGAAAUAUAUUCAAUAUUUUACCUACACUAGGAGAUUUAAAAAGACUGAAUUGAUUUAUCCUUGUGUUUUCUUUAGUUUUAAAUCUGAUUGAUAUCCCGUUUUACAACCUGGAACGAAGUAAAUAUUUCACUCAUGUUGCUUGUACUGGGGUACUUUUUUUCACAUUAUUUUGUUUCUUUUCGCCAAUUAAAAAAAAACACUUUAUUUAAUAAUAAUAAUAAUAAUAAUAAUAAUAAUAAUAAUAAUAACGUUUAUUUGCAGAUUUAUAUUGAUAAAUAAAAAAAUUACAUAUACAUUAAAAUAAAAUUAUGCUACAAAAAAGAGACAGCAGACCUGAUACAAAGUGUUAUCCCUUAAAUUAAUUUUAUAAAUUAAUAUCACAUUGUAUACUGCUUAAUUUAAUUAAAUAUAAUUAACUUUAAUUUAACACAAUUAAACAUAAUUAAAUAUUCUCAAAUACCUGUAUGUAUCUUCAUAUUUAUCUAGAACUCACUCUUCUGGUAUUUGUCAUGUUUUUAAAAUAUGUUAGAAAGCGACGGAACCUAUAUUUCAUCAAAGACGGGCAGAAGUCUGUCCCUGUCUGUCUUAUUUUGAAUUAUGAAAGAAGACAAGAAAAAUUAAUUCGCCGCAUAUUUCACUACUUAAUUAAAUAUCGGUGUAAACUAAAUGAAUGGACAUAUGAAAAUUAAUAGGAAUCAAAUACGGAAACAAAAAAUUAAUUCAUUAAAUCUUUUUAUUUCACACAAAUGUUUUCUCUUUAUAUUAAAUACAAGUUUGUACAAAUCUCAUUUUGGGUAUCUUAUCUGCAUUUAUAAUCAGAUUACGGGUAAUAUUGGUAUGUCUUUCAUUAUACCUUGACAGGCAUAAUACGCUGUUUCCUACAUUGGUCGCUACUAAGAUGACGCUCGUGACAUUCGACCCACGUCAAAAUGACAGGACUCUGCGCGAGUCAUCUAGUGUAAUAUUUAUUUAUAAAGUAUGGUGUUUUUAGAAUUUUGAGCUAUUAGUGUCAAAACUACUUGGAUAAAAAUACUCAUUACAUUGUUUUGGAAACGUAUGGAGAAAUGGACUCAGGUCUGUUUAAAGCCAGUAUAUAGUUAAUGAAUAGAAAGUUUGUCUUUUCAAUUUUUGUUUUAACUUCAAAGAUGUUUAUUGCUAAAGUUAGGUGCUUCAUUUUCUUUGGUAUGUCAUAAGAGAAUUAGAAUGCGCCUAAUUUUUAAAUUUGAGAAUAAACCACUUUAUUGAAGUGUCUUAUGUAAAAGUGAAAUAUAUUUAAAUUUGUCAGAAUUACAGUCGAUAUUGGUGUUAAAACAAAUUGCUGAAUGAAUAACUUUUAACGAAAACGUAAAUAUUGAUAAGCAAUGUGUAUCAUGUCAAAAUAAUUUGAUUGUGAAACUUUUCUGUUAAUGGUAAUUCAUUCUUUGUGCUGCAACUUAUUAAGAUUAAAAACCGUUUAGAUUAAGAUUAGGAAAACAACUUCAUAUUGAAGGUUCUAAAAAAUGCUUUCGAAUGAUUGUAGUUUUUAAUGUAAUUAAUAUUUUUUUUACACUGAUAAGUUGAUACUAUGUAUCUCUAGUAAAAUUGUUGCAAUUUUUGAAUUAUAGUAUAGUAUGUUGCAAAUUUUAGUUGACCAUUCCCGUCUUAAAAAUGUUGGAAUGUACAUCUAAAAUUUAUUACUAGCCCUGUAUCAAUCUACAUUGUUUAAUCAUAAAUGUGUACUAAUCCAUGAAUUCUUACAUGCAGAGCAUUUGUCAGGUUUCCUAAAAUUCAAUAUUAGUAAUAAUUUUAGAAAACGGUAAUUUUUAUGUCUAAAUAUUCUUAUCAAUUUUUAAGAUUCUAAUAAAUCGUCUAGUUUCAAUAUUUUUCUAAAUCUUAUUUAUAGUUCUAAUGGGUGAUAAUGCAAAGGAAUGGCACUCAUGUAUGGUAUCCUAGGUUUCGAAUGAUUUCCUUAGGUUUUUAAUGUGUUGAUUUGGGAUCAGAAGAAGCAACUUAACUUUUAUUAUUUAGUUCAGUUCCUGAAAAUAUUGCUUCAGUUUCAGAACUGUCAGCAAAUGCUGCAAUUAAAAAUAUAAUUAAUGCAGGUAAAUCUCCUGACUGAUGAAAAUGAGUAUAGACGAUUUGAAAGGUUAAUAAUGUAGCUAAAAAAAAUAUGAGAUACGAAAACACUUAAGAAGCAUAUCAUAGUAAAUGAUAUUCGCUGGUAAGGAAGUGACAUCUACUAACUGGGAAAUCUACUUUCCUGGUUAGCUGGUAAAAUGAAGUAAGCAAUAAGUUGCUUCCCGACUGUUUCGAAGGGUAUAAAUCCACAGAUUAUUAACCUAUUGUGAGUAAAAUUAUAAUACUGAAUGAAACCAGAACUAAUGAGAAAGGAUGUUAAGUAGGAAUUGUGAAAAAUAACACCUCCUCCUAUCUUGAUCACUGCAAGAAUAAUAACUAUAGUAUUUUUUUUUUUUUUUCGUUUUAUGGCCUAGGUGUAUAUACCUAAUAUGCCAGUCUGAAUUUAUGUUUGUCUUCUUAUUAAUGUGUGUUCUGUGUAGGUUUUGUUACUGUUUGUCAGCGCCACUUCAGGAACAGCACUGUUAAUUAGAACCCAACAGUGAAUGGUCGAGUGGGGAAUCCUACCUAUGCAUUAGAAUUAAUAUUUAAUUUUUUUUAACCAAAUAAAAAUUCCUGCCACCUGUCACUGGCGGGAUUCGAACCUGAAACCCUCCGAGCUCGACACUCUUUUAUUAUAGGAGAUUUUAAUAUGAAUUGAUAACAUAUAUUUUUAAAUGGCAUGUUAAAAUAGAAUGUACCACUGAAUAGACCUGUUUUAUGUUGUCUGAAAAAUGCUCUGUAUCAACUUAAUGUAACGAUUAUAUUACUGUAGUGUGCCAAUUCAUCAAUAAGUGUACUACUUUUAUGCGAAGUUAUACACCCUUUAACUCGACAGAAAAAGUAACCCAUUUUGUUUAGACUGUUGUAUCAUUGUUGAAAAUUUUGUAUGCACCUAUGUGUUGUUUAGUACUGUUGCAUAUUGCAUCUCGAUAACCUGAUUAUUAUGCAGUUGAUUCGCAAAUAAUUAUGUGAAAUACUCAAUUGAUGUUUAAAACAUUCGAGAGUUUUCAGAUUUUAUUUUGAAAUGACAUAUCCUAUUUUUACAUCCUUUCGUUUUAGCUUUGUUUAUUAUAGAUGAAUGUUUUAUAUAUCCAGUUGUUAACAUUUUUGACUAAUU
Molecule: messenger RNA, 8110 nt
Organism: Psylliodes chrysocephalus
Lineage: Eukaryota; Metazoa; Arthropoda; Insecta; Coleoptera; Chrysomelidae
Source: the annotation of a GenBank genome assembly